UUUUGCACAGUAAUUUUUAAGAGAAAUCCGGAUAACGUUGCAUUACGCGUCGCGUCCCAAAGCAUGCACAACAUUCGGUCGGAGCUGAGCUUCCUCGACCGCAACCUCACGUACGCAAAGGAACGCGGCUUCGUCUAUCCAAAUGCAGGGCGCGUCACCAUUUUACAAGACAUCGCGGACGUCGGUGGAACGGUGUGGGAUGCCAGCAUUGUCUUGAGCCACUACUUGGACAGCUUGGGCACCACUGUAUUGCAGGGAAAGUCGCUCGUCGAGCUUGGUGCAGGGACAGCCGUGCCAAGCAUUGUGGCAUCGCGUCUCGGCGCCCGUGCUGUAGCCACCGACAUGAAACAGGUGCUACUCUACACUGAAAUGGCCAUUCGCGGCAAUUGCGAUCAACUCCACCGGAAUGGGAGGAUUCGAUGGCAAGAAUUGAUAUGGGGUGCCUCUGGUGUCGGUCUGGAAGCGUUAAAGUCGACUGCAUAUGACUACAUUGUUGGGGCAGACAUCGUGUACAACGUCGAAUUCUUCGAAGAUCUGAUCGAAACAUUGCUGGCACUCUGUCCGAUGGCGCUGGACCACGUCGAGCACCCGCAUCCGACAACAAUACUGCUCUGCUUUGAACAACGAAGAAGAAACCUCACGCCUCUUUGGGCUGCGAUGGAAAUGCAUUUUCACGUCGACAUGGUAACCAGCCCCAUGCUCGACGCAUGCAGACACGAGGCCAACGUGUUUUUGUAUCAAUUACGACGAAAACGUUAACAACAUUGUGCAAGUGCCCCGACACAACGUCCUUCGAACGGCACGUUAAUAUCGACCAGAGACAUCGACAUGCCUUCAGACCGACCUCGAGUCACAUUCCAUGACGUCUGGUGAAGUUUGGAAUCAAGGGACAGCCGACGAUGUUUCUCAUGCCUGCUACCGCCGCUGAAUGACCGUAAGCCGAGCUCCUUGGUAGAGAGGGGUGCGCCAGACUCGUCCCAAAGGUGUGUGCCGAGAGUUAGAUGGCGCCUCCGCGUGAACCUGGCGCUGCUUUUAGUUUGGUUCGAAAAUGCCCAAUAAUAAUGUUAGACAGAAAUUUUUCCA
This is a messenger RNA of Aphanomyces invadans, 1083 nucleotides long. RefSeq lists its product as hypothetical. Bases 64 to 759 code for a protein of 231 amino acids. The record is from RefSeq and is a predicted model, not a curated record. The transcript is spliced from 4 exons. NCBI's taxonomy places the organism in Eukaryota, Oomycota, Saprolegniomycetes, Saprolegniales, Verrucalvaceae.